Molecule: messenger RNA, 2587 nt
Organism: Sorex araneus (European shrew)
Lineage: Eukaryota; Metazoa; Chordata; Mammalia; Eulipotyphla; Soricidae
Gene: RASSF4
Product: Ras association domain family member 4
Exons: 11
Coding region: 148-1110 (320 amino acids)
Biological process (GO): signal transduction
Source: RefSeq, a predicted model, not a curated record
GCCCGACCAGCGGAGCCCUGGAGGCCGGCGCGGGAGGCGCUGGCGAACGCAGCACCCGUGCCAGCGAGGGCACUGCAGCAACAGCAGCUUGGGGCGGCGCAAUGAGUGAACGCAGGUGACUUUCAUGUCCACAGACAAGACCACAAGAUGAAGGAAGACUGUCCACCCAGUUCUCACGUGCCCAUCAGUGACAGCAAAUUCAUUCUGAAGUCAGAGCUCUUAAGCCUGCUAAAAACCUACAACUGCUACCACGAGGGCAGAAGCUUCCAGCUGAGACACCGAGAGGAAGAAGGGGCUCUAAUCAUCGAGGGUCUCCUCAACAUCUCCUGGGGACUGAGACGACCCAUCCGGCUCCAGAUACAGGAUGACAAGGAGCGCGUGCAUCUGUCCUCAGCUUCCUGGAUGCCUGGACAGCCCAGCUGCCCCAUAAAGGAGCCUCCUCUUCAGGAUGACAGCAUCACUGCCCAGGAACCAAGCACUCGGCCUGAGCACAGAGCGGAGGGUUCCAGAGAUAGCUCAGAACCCCUGGAAGAAGACGAGACCCCACAGCUGAUGCGGACCAAAAGCGAUGCAGGCUGUGUGAUCCAGAGGAGGCCCAGGUGCCGUGCACCCAGCGAGGCCCAGAGGAUCCGGAGGCACCGGUUCUCCAUCAAUGGGCACUUUUAUAACCAUAAGACAUCCGUGUUUACUCCUGCCUAUGGGUCCGUGACCAAUGUGAGGGUCAACAGCACCAUGACGACCCUGCAUGUGCUCACCCUGCUACUGAACAAAUUUCGAGUAGAAAACGGCCCUAGUGAGUUUGCACUUUACAUCGUUCAUGAGUCUGGGGAACGGACAAAAUUAAAGGACUGUGAGUUCCCACUGAUUGCCAGAAUUCUGCAGGGGCCAUGUGAAAAGAUCGCUAAGAUUUUCCUGAUGGAAGCUGACUUAGGCGAGGAAGUCCCACAUGAUGUCGCUCAGUACAUUAAAUUUGAAAUGCCGGUGCUGGACAGUUUUGUUGAAAAAUUAAAAGAAGAGGAGGAAAGAGAAAUAAUCAAACUGACCAUGAAGUUCCAAGCCCUACGUCUGACAAUGCUGCAGCGACUGGAGCAGCUGGUGGAGGCCAAGUAGCCCAGUCAGUGCCCACCUCCUCUGAAACCCCCAGCAGCAAAUGGACACUAAGUGUUGUGGCCAACACUGACUGAUGACAUUGACCAAAGGCCACUGGAUGAGGAAUGUAGCCCCAUGUGUCUGCCUGUAUAAGUAUUUUGAGACUCUUGCUUCUUGUGCUUGUCCCCAAGGAGAGCACUCACAGGAUAGAGACCCAGACCCAAGGAAACAGGAACCUGCAAGGUGAGGUCUGCUAGUUAGCGAGCAGCUCUGAAAUUAUGACAUGCUCUGAAGUUAUGACACUGCUAGUUGGCAGGACCAGUUCUGUUUGUACCACACUUCUGCUGCUCAUAAAAGAAGUACCAGACUGAGUCCGUAGAGUAUGGGAUCCAUCUGUUUUUCCAGCGUUGUGCACAGAGCUUCUGCAAAACCACAAGUCACUGUCUGCAUCAUACAUAGAAACUCCUUGUCUGUCUUCGGGAGCAAAACUUGCUGGAAAAAGCAGGCAUUCCAGUAUGCAUCCCCUCUUCUCUCUGGACCACUCUUAGCUUCCUCUGUGAAACCUAAGGAAAUCGUGUAAGGAGUCCUUCACAUUCUCUCUCAGAAACCUAUUGAUCUGGUUAAUCAAAGGAAGUGAUCCACUUGGAAUUGCGAGGAUGCCUCUCUAUGUGAAUGAGAAUUCAGGGAUGCUCAGGAGCUGCCUGGUCACAGCUUAGAAAGUUAUUGCUCAGUUGCCUCCAUCACAGUGGCAUCCCGUGGAUACCUCUAUGGGGGUGCCUCAUAUCUCUUAUCUUGCAUCUUAUAUCCUUUUAUUUUUGUUUGGUUUUUAGAGCCACACACAGUGGUGUUUGGGGGGUUACUCCUAGAUCUUCACUCAGAAAUCUCUCCUAGCAGGCUCACGGGACCAUAUGGGAUGUCAGAGAUCAAACCUGGGUCAGCUCUUUCGAGGCAAGGGCCUUAACUGCUUAUCACUCUGGCCCUAGUUUUCUUUUCUUCUCUUUCAAUACUUCCCAUUAAAGAGGCUGUGGUGAAGAGAAAUGACAUUUUAAGGAAAACAAACUUCAAAUUCCCUGAGGUCAGAUACUGAACAAUUUGGAUUUUUCAGCUGAUGGGGCAGUUCCAGGAUGCACACAAAGUUGAGAAACUAUGCAAGUUUACAUUGGUCAUUGGAAGUGUUUGUCCAAUCUAAAGCAAACUGAAGAACAAAUUCUUCUCCCAUCAGAGUCUAUAUUUGGAUCAGUACUUAAAGGGAAGACUCAUGAAGGCAUCCAAAUAUAGAAAGACUCCAUCUCUGCUUCAUGCUGUGGCUCCUGACAGUGCCUUCCAGACCAUGACUUUGGGGCGUCAAUGCCAUGCAAUGUGAACCCACUUUUCAAGGAAAGCGUCACACUAGGAUUUUCCCAGCCUAGAUCUAUGGUCGCAAAGAUAUGCCUAGAGGUACAGUGUCUCUUUGGCAACAUAGUUUCUUAGGUGCUUAAUAAAGUUGUGCUAAAUUGAA